AGAGGCUGUUAAAUCAAUAUUAUACAUUUUAUUGUCUAUGUAAAUGUACAUGGUAGAACCACACUUAUUGUAAAAUACAUACAAAUACUAAUGGAAUCAUGUUGGACAGUCACUUUGUGUUCAUACCUAAACAAACUGUCAGAUAUGUUACUGAACUAACAGAGUGCAUCAAGGUCAAAUCAUCAGACGAGGAUGUUGAUGAUUCAAAUGAGUUUGUGAAGUUCUUCCCUAGUUUCAUCUGGGCAGUGAGGGACUUCACCCUGGAGCGAAAGAUUGAUGGCAAAGAUGCAACAGAGAAUGAUUAUCUAGAGUUUGCUCUGAAGCUGAAACAUGGAACAUCAAAAAAAGUGAUGGAGCACAACCUUCCCAGGGAGUGCAUCCAAAAAUUAUUCCCCUCCAGGACGUGCUUCACGUUCUCGUUUCCAACCGCCCCAGAGAACGUGUCUUGUCUGGAGAGAUUGGAUCCUGCGGACCUUUCCACUGAGUUCCUGGAGGUUACAGGACGUUUCUGCAAGUUUGUCUUUGACAAGAGUGAUGUGAAGAAGCUGAAGGAUGGAUACACAGUCACUGGCAGAGUUCUGGGUCAUCUAGCAAAAACAUACGUUGACACCAUCUCUAGUGGAGCUGUGCCGUGUCUGGAGAAUGCUGUGAUCGCCAUGGCAAUGAUUGAGAAUCAAGCUGCGGUGAAGGAGGGGCUUGAGGUGUACCAGAGUGGAAUGGAGAAGCUGAAGAACUCCUUCCCUCUGGAGUUAAAGCUUGUGUCCUCGGAACACCAACGUCUCAGCAGCAUGGCAACACAAACCUUCAUGACUCGAUCUUUCAGGGACACUGACGGGAAGCACCUGAAAUCUCUAGAGGAAAAACUUAAUGAACUCUUUGAUGGAUACCUGUGCCAAAAUGAGCAAGCUUCUAAGAAAAGAUGCGAGGAUCUCCUGUCAUCCCUCUCAGCAACAAUGACUGAAAAACUCAAACAGGGCGUCUAUGCUAAAUCUGGUGGCUAUGAUCUCUUCUGCAAGGAUCUGGAGGACAUUGUGAAGAAAUACAGCAGCCAGACCAAUAAAGAAGUCAAGGCUGAAGCGGUCUUAAAGGUGUUUCUGAAGCAGAAGACUGUGGAUUCUAAAGCUAUUCUGCAAGCCGACAAAAAACUGACUGAGAAGGAAAAAAAGAUUAAAG
Molecule: messenger RNA, 1173 nt
Organism: Sinocyclocheilus rhinocerous
Lineage: Eukaryota; Metazoa; Chordata; Actinopteri; Cypriniformes; Cyprinidae
Product: guanylate-binding protein 1-like
Exons: 5
Molecular function (GO): GTP binding; GTPase activity
Source: RefSeq, a predicted model, not a curated record